This is a messenger RNA of Drosophila ananassae, 2363 nucleotides long. RefSeq names its product IQ and ubiquitin-like domain-containing protein. The record is from RefSeq and is a predicted model, not a curated record. The transcript is spliced from 7 exons. The coding region runs from base 82 to 2211 and encodes 709 amino acids. Lineage: Eukaryota; Metazoa; Arthropoda; Insecta; Diptera; Drosophilidae. Gene Ontology annotation, biological process: cilium assembly. Gene Ontology annotation, cellular component: acrosomal vesicle; motile cilium.
AACUACAGUUUUUGAAUUAAUGUAACGGCUAAGUUUUCAAACAAUUACUCGUUCACUGACGAAUAUAUUUUGUGUGGCAAGAUGAGCGACGAGGGGCGACCCCCAACGUUCGUGUCGAAUGUGCAGCUGAAUGUAGACCCCAGCGAGCAGCCGAGGCAGGAUCCCGGCUGUCCGCCUCCAUUAGAUUCCCGCGGCACCGAAUCCGAGGAAGUGCCAUCGGAAGAAUGCAUCGUUGAGCUGGAGAAUGUCACGGUUAAGUUUCGAAUUUCAGAGGCGGACAUAGUGGCUCAGGUGUAUCCGAACUGCAUGACUCUCUCAGAGAUCAAGCAGGACAUGGGCCGCAAAUUUGAAGUGGAUCCCUCGCUGUUAGUGCUGCGCCAGGAUGGUCGGAUUCCAUGCGACACUCUGCCACUGAAUUCCACGGCCUUGGAUGAGUUCGGUAUCCACGAAUUUCAGCUGCAGCUAAGGCCUGACCAGAAAGGCGGCAGUGACUCCUCCAUGGCCAAAUUGGAUUUGGAAGUUUACUACGACAAACACCGUCUGGCGGACUUCAUCACCGUCCACAUUUCCGGUGACGACACCCAGGAUGGCCAAGCCAAGUCCGUGGUGGUGGAAAUUGAAAAUGCGGCUAUUGUGAAGCCCUUUUUGUGCGGCUACAGGGACAAAAUCAGUGGAAAGGAGUACCUGGAUGCCUUCACCCAAACCGGUCCCUACUUCGACAAGAUGAAGUUCAGGAAAUACAAAUCCAGGGACACGCAGACCUGGGAGCAUAAGGAAAAGACGCUUAAUACUGCCCAUGAGCAAUCUGUGCAAUGCUUCCUAGAUGGUAUCAAUGUCCUCUAUGUGUCCGCAGCCAACGACUUUACCAUAGUCCCGGGCAAGUACCAGACUUUCGCCCAGAAGGAACGGGCCGAGCGAAAGCUGGAGAAGAUUCUACUAAUCCAGCGCAAUUGGCGGCGCUGGAUCCUUUGGAAAUACAUCCGAUUGAGGGCCAAGGAAUAUCGGCUCCUGGUCAGUAAUCGUGAGGAUGAGGACAAGAGGUACGAAAAAUGCGUGGAGGAGCGAGUGGAACGAAAUGCGGUUCUGAAACAGUUCCCCAAAACCAAGGACGACUUUGAUCUUCUUUUCGCCGAAGUGGGCCGCUGGAAGAAGGCCGAACUAAAAAGAAUAACGGCCAACUAUGAAGGUCCUGCCCGCAUUGCCGAGGUGACCAUCCUGCUGGACAAAGAGAUCCAACUUUUAAAUGGAGUGGAGCGCCAGCGGGACCUUGUCUUCAAGGCCAUGGAGGACUUCCGUCUCGAACAGCUGCUCAAGGAGAUGGGUAAGCCCAUUGAAUGGAUCGGCUACAAGGAUUGCAAGAUUCACAUGGAUCUGCUGAGUACACAACGAGUGCGUUUCCUUACCGAGAUCUACAAGGAUCUGAAGAAGCCGUUAAAAAAGGAAGAGCGGCUUGAGCUCCUCCGACAAGUCAUGGCGGUGAUACAAGAAGAAGCUUGUUAUCCAAACUUUCCCGAACUUUUCGAUCUUUUCGAUCGUGAGAAGAACCUGUUACUCUACACGACGUCCUCUGAUGUGGAAAUUUUGCGCAAGCGUCAGGCAAUUCUAUUCUUUGACCUGAUCAAGUUCACCAAGGGCCCGCCAAAGAAUCGAACUCCCUCACGCAUGUGCAUCGUUUGCAAAAAGGUGAAGGCCUUUGGGGAGUUUGCCAUUCGCACCCGUCAGAGUCAUGUGGACACCUGCAAGCACUGCUAUUACCUAAAGCUUACGGCCACGGAGAACACGGUGUACCAAUCCAUUCUGAGAUGUAUCCAUCGCGAUGAGCGCAAGCGCAAGUGCACCACAUCCUUUGCUUUCGUGAUGCAAUCAGACGAUGUGCGUCACAUCAUCGACAAAAUCUGGCAUGGACACUCGGCACUCAGCAAGUCUGAGAAUCUUAGUGAACUAAGAUUGCCACGCUGGAACAAGAGCGAUGACUGGGCACCCUGGAACUGCAUUUGCCUCACGGAGCGGGAGACUAGGGAUCACUACAAGAUCGACGAUAUCGAAAAGGUGUACGAUCCAAAGUUUGUACUUCACGUCAGCAAUCUGCACAUGCUCGCGCGCAGCCUGUUCCACACUUUAGCUGCCGUGGCCGUUGAAUUCCAGGAGACCGGGCAGUGGUGGCAGGUCGGAAUGAACCAGCAACGCAGCAGCAAACUAGACGCCGUAUAAACCAUAAUACAUACUUCCCAAAUAGUCAUAUAAAACAACUCAUUUUGGUUUAGCAUGUAAUAAUUCAGCGCCUAAGUUUACAUUUACAAAAUUUAAACAAUUCCAAUCUUGAUCAAACAUUACAAGGAAAAUUAUAAAAGCUACAACUUCAA